This is a messenger RNA of Habropoda laboriosa, 1101 nucleotides long. RefSeq names its product D-beta-hydroxybutyrate dehydrogenase, mitochondrial. The record is from RefSeq and is a predicted model, not a curated record. Bases 1 to 1101 code for a protein of 366 amino acids. NCBI's taxonomy places the organism in Eukaryota, Metazoa, Arthropoda, Insecta, Hymenoptera, Apidae. The transcript is spliced from 6 exons.
AUGCCUUUACCAAGUGGAAGUAAAGAACCAGAUGAUAGUCAAACAUGGGAAUUAGCAGAAAGAUGUCUUCUUCCAAUUGCAUUCUCACAUGCAAUUGCGGUCAUUUUAGCAACUAUAUUAAAUACAUUGAGUAUAUCACAAACGUCUAGUUUUGUGCUUUUCCUCUUAUUAUUGAUCAUAUCUAUAGGAUCUACACUAUUUUACCACAAUUUAAAGGUAACUGCAGCAGGAAAAGCGGUUCUUAUUACAGGUUGUGAUUCACGGGUUGGAUAUACUUUGAGUAAACAAUUAGAUGAAUUGGGAUUUACUGUUUUUGCUGGAUUUAACACAAAAGAAGAAAAUGAAGAAGCAAUGCAAAGACUGAAAAAGGAAGCUUCUGGUAGACUACACGUAUUACAAUUAGAUGUUACUAGCGAAUAUGAUAUUCACACAAUAUUUCUUUAUGUAAAUGAACACUUGCCAGAUGGAGCACCAGGUUUGUGGGCAUUGGUACAUGCUGCUGCUUGGGUAACUUUAGGUGAAUGUGAAUGGGUGCCCCCUUCUGUAUUAAAACGUAGCAUAGAUAUUAAUUUCAUUGGUCUUGCUCGCCUAACACAGGUUUUUUUACCACUAAUUAGAAGAUCAAAAGGUCGUGUUGUGUUAGUUAGCAGCCUUUUAGCUCGUAUUUCAAGCCCUGUUCGAGGCAUUUAUUGUGCAGUUAAGGCUGCUAUUGAAGCUUGGGGAGCGUGUCUUAGGUUAGAAAUGAGAAGAUGGGGAGUAGAUGUAGUUAUUGUUGAAACUGGUGAAUAUGUAUCUGGCAAUGCAUGGUUGAAAGAUAAUAGCGCAUUGUUGGAACAAGCUAGAGAAAUGUGGACUCAAUUAGAUCCUCAAACUCGAAAAGAAUAUGGUCAAGAAUUAUUUCAAAAAGAAAUGCUGGCUCUUGAAAAAUAUACACAAGGAGCAGAAGCAGAUUUAACACCAGUAACUAGAGCCUUAACUGAUGGAGUAAUGAAAACUUUUCCAAUGAGAAGGUAUACACCAGUUUCACGUAAGGAAAGAAUACAAGCAUUGUGUAGUGAUUACCUUCCAAAACCAGUUUAUGAUAUAUUAUAUACAAAUUAA